This is a messenger RNA of Entamoeba invadens IP1, 465 nucleotides long. RefSeq lists its product as hypothetical. Bases 1 to 465 code for a protein of 154 amino acids. The record is from RefSeq and is a predicted model, not a curated record. The transcript has a single exon. Lineage: Eukaryota; Evosea; Mastigamoebida; Endamoebidae. Gene Ontology annotation, molecular function: calcium ion binding.
AUGUCUCUUGAUACUUUUGACAAUGUAUUUAAAGCCAUAGACACGAGUGGUGACGGGAAGAUUCAACGAGAAGAAUUUGUAAUUGGGAUGAGGAACUUAACGAACACGACGGGGGACUUUGACGAAGACUUUGAGUUGAUUUUUGAUAUGGUUGAUGGGUCGGUCUGUUUCUCGAUGAAAGACGGCAAACUUGGGAAGCGCGAAUUCCGAAAGAUCUACGACUCGUUUCCAAAACCAUUUCCGACAGACAAGAGACAAGCAGAUAAAGCAAUUGGCGUCUUUUUGUUUAAAGUGAUCGACUCCAAUAACAGUGGCAAAAUUAAUAAAAAAGAACUCGCUAAAUUCUUAAAACUCAUCGGAACUACUAAAAAGGAAGAUAUUGACAAGUUCAUGAAAAUCAUCGACACAGACAACUCAAAUAAAAUCUCGAUGACUGAGUUCUUGGAAUGGUACGUCUCAUCUUGA